Messenger RNA from Acanthisitta chloris (rifleman), 1341 nucleotides. It is a transcript of the gene ODR4, whose product is annotated as chromosome unknown open reading frame, human C1orf27. The record is from RefSeq and is a predicted model, not a curated record. The transcript has 13 exons. Gene Ontology annotation, cellular component: endomembrane system. Lineage: Eukaryota; Metazoa; Chordata; Aves; Passeriformes; Acanthisittidae. Bases 1 to 1341 code for a protein of 446 amino acids. Gene Ontology annotation, biological process: intracellular protein localization.
AUGGGCAGGACCUACUUUGUGGAGGAAGCAAUCGGGCAGUAUCUGUCAGAGCUCAGCACAAAAGGAAAGCCCUAUGUGACUGGGCUGCUGAUAGGGCAGUGUUCCUUGCAGCGAGACUACAUCAUCCGGGCUGUGCGCACCCCUUCCAGGGACCUACAGCAGGAGGGGAGCAGCAGCCCCCCAAACCUGGCAUCCCUGGAUGAGGAGUGGAUCACCACACAUGCCAGCCAGGUGUCCAGAAUGCUCCCUGGGGGGUUGCUGGUUCUCGGGGUGUUCCUCAUUGCCACUCCAGACCUGGCCAAGGACAGCCAGAGUGCUCUGCGCAAGGUAAUCUUCUCAGUGGAAAAGUCUUUGAGUAAAAGAAGGCUCUGGAAACCUGCUGAGGAGGAGGUCUCAGACAGAGCAGCUCUUCAAAUGUGUUCUGUCACAAAGAAAGUAGUCUGCCGAACCUACGACAUACAGGAUCCCAAGAGUUCAGCUAAACCAGCAGACUGGAAAUACCAGAGUGCUCUUUCUGCCUCCUGGUUAGCUUUGAGCUGCACAGUAAAUGUCAAUAUUCACAUUCCACUUCUUGCUACUUCCCUGAACCACGACCUGGAGAAGAACACCAAGAAUGGGUUAAACCGAUGGUCUAAACAGAUAGAAGACAGUGUUUUUCUGAUCAAUGGGCAAGUCAAAGAUGAUGAUACAGAGUUACUGGAAGGGCAGAAAAAGUUGAAAGGAAACACUCCGUCCAGCCCUCAGUUUUGUGAUGUCAAAGUUCUGACGCAGCUGUGCCAGGGCUCGGGUCAGAGAUCGACGGCCACGGUGCAGGUGUGCUGCGGCUCCAUCAACCUCCGCGGGGCUGUGAAGGGCAGAGCCUACGUCCACGGCAGCAAGCCCAGAGUCAGAGAGGCCAUUCAGGCUUUGAAGAGAGACAUCAUAAACACACUGAGUGAUCGGUGUGAAAUACUAUUUGAAGAUCUGAUUUUAAAUGAAGGACCUCACAAAAAGAGUUUUGAGAGGGAAUAUCAUGUCUUACCUCAGAGACUGUUUGUCCCUGUUGCUGGGUCCAGUGUGAUGCUCAGCGAUUAUAAGUUCGGUGAUGAGGCCACUGGGGAAAUUCAGGAACGGUUUGUUGAGCUGUUGGAUCAGCCUGUGCAAGCUGAAGAUAUCCACAUGGCAGAGGAAAUGAGCAUAGUUGAUGUCUGUCCAGUCCCUGACAACACUGAUGACGCACCACAGACACAGCUGACCAAGGCAACGCUGCUCUUGAAGCUUCAACAAAACAUGGGUGUGGUCAUCGCAGCUGCUGUUGCAGUCAUCGCGUCCAUCUUCUCCUUCAACUACUUCAGUGAUUAG